Messenger RNA from Fusarium falciforme, 3165 nucleotides. RefSeq lists its product as hypothetical. The transcript has 3 exons. Bases 1 to 3165 code for a protein of 1054 amino acids. Lineage: Eukaryota; Fungi; Ascomycota; Sordariomycetes; Hypocreales; Nectriaceae. The record is from RefSeq and is a predicted model, not a curated record.
AUGAGCUCCGCCACGAGCUCUUCCACCGCCGCAUGGCCACCCAAGCGCCCUUCUCAGCGAAUGAAACUGAGAAAUGGCACCUUUAUCAUCCCUCGAACUGGCGAACGUUCGCGACAAGAAUUCUCGCUGCGCACCUCGACCAACGCGACAUCCAACAGCGACAACUCCAACGAUACUUCUGGUUAUCGCUCAUUCGACACGGCCGAAUCGAACAAAGACCGUCUGCGCAUCGUAUUUCACAACAUCAAGGUCGCCUUCGUCCUACUAUGGGCAUGGCUGAACACAGACGAGGGCCAUGGAGUCCUCAAGUGUGUGCUCGCCUAUGUGCUCGGUAGCAUGGGCACCUUUCUGUCGCCUCUCUCCAACUUUCUGGGGAACAGAGACGGAAAGCAUGUCACAGCUACCAUCACCGUCUACUUUCAUCCUGCUCGAACCUUUGGGUCCAUGCUCGAGGCUACUGUGAUAGCCUUUGUCGCAGUCUUCUACGCAGAAGUGAUAUCGUUGCUGUCGAUGGGCAUAGCCAUUGCCAUGAAGACCCAGUUCGGCCUGACUGCUACUGCACACGCCCUCAUCCUGAUUAUUUGCAUUGGAGGAGGUCUGGGCUUUGUCGGUUGGGUCAAGCAAAAGCUUAACAAUCCCUUGGUCAACGUCGGCUGCACCUUGACCUCGAUUGCUAUCAUCUCAGUCAUCACCAAAGAAGAGGGUGUCCACGGCGGUUAUUUUGACGAUGACAAGAUUGUCCAAGUCCUGAAGAUGCUUGUCAUUGGCAUAUCUUGCACCUUGGCAGUCAAUGUAUUAGUCUGGAAGGUCUCGGCGAGACGGGUGCUUCGAAAGUCCAUCAUGUCCGCCACUACGGCUCUGGGCGACAAGCUCUCGACCAUCACAAAGGGCUUCCUUAGUGGCACCGAAGAUGAGCUCUGGUCAGCAGAGUACGGUCGUGUCUCAGCCAGGUAUAACACUGCUUACGCAAAGAUGAACUCGACACUCCGCGAAGCCAAGUUUGAGCACUACUUCUUGGGUCGCGAAUCUGUUUAUCCACUUGACAGGCGUUUGACUAGAUCCAUUGACACCUUGUCGCAGGCGAUUGGAGGAUUGCGGAGUGCACUGGAAACCCAGUUCGCCUUGCUUCGAGAGGUUCCGAUUCUGGAAAACCAGCCUCUUGCGUCCCCAACUGGCAUCUCGCCUACUUUGACUCGUGCCAUAUCUGACUUUAUGGAUGAAGCUAGGGAGCGUUUGGCUGUCAUCGAUGAGUCUGGCGAGAGCGAGGAGGAACGUCAGACCAACAACAGAAACAAGUCAGACAGCGCCCUUGAUACUACAACUACAUUCCAAGUGCCCUCGGACAUUUUUGCCCUCUUCAUCGACAUGCUUGGUCCGUCGAUCAAGUCUCUGGCUCAUACUUUGUCUGAGAUCCUCCGCGAACCUGCCUUUGGCAAGGACCCUAACACGGAUAUUGCCGUCAACGAGCAGUUGAGAGAGAGUCUGCGAGAUGCUCUCAGCCUCUACAAUAAUGCUAGAGCAGAAUCCCUGCAGGAACUCUACCGCGCCAUUGAGAUGGGGCGAACUCGAUCGGAGAAGAUCCAAGCCGAUAUCGAGGAGGUAGCUGCGGCUUGUGGGCAUUUCUCAUUCAGCUUGCAGGCUGUUGCCGAAGAGACUGAUGCCUACCUGGAUGUUCUCGAAGACUUGAAGUACUCUACUGAGACCGGCUCACGAUCUUGGAAUUGGCUCAAGAUCUGGAGAUACUUCAAGUGGGCUAGAGCCUCGGAUAAAGCCCCUGUCGACGACCCUGAACGAGAGAGUCUGAUCCCCAAACCGCCAGUCAGGAGACUUCGCAAAUCUCAGCUACCAAAGGGUAUUCCUGACACAAUGGUGAAGCGACGUGACACUUUCAACUGGGAUGCUGCUCCUCAAUCUAGUAAGAUUACGAGGAGGUUCGCUCAGAGAAUACUCACGAUUUCACGGUUCCUCGUGAGAGAGGACAUCCUGUUUGGUCUCAAGGUUGGCAUUGGAGCACUGCUCUGGGCCAUGCUCGCAUUUAUUCCCUCGACACGACCCAUCUAUCAACGAUGGCGAGGUGAAUGGGGUCUCCUGUCCUUCAUGAUUGUCGCGGCCAUGACAACUGGCGCGGCAAACACGACGGGAACCGCCAGAUUCAAGGGCACGCUCAUCGGUGCUGCGUUCGCUAUAACUGCUUGGACCGUCAGUCGAGGAAACGCCAUUGCCUUGGUGUUCCUGGGUGGCCUCGUGGCGCUAUUCAAUUUCUAUGUGAUUUUGGUGGUCAAGAAGGCUCCCCUAGGUAGAAUCGCCCUGCUGGCGUACAAUGUCAGCACUCUGUAUGCGUACAGCAUAUCCCAGAGUGUCGAUGAUGACGAUGACGAUGAAGGAGGCGCCGACCCCUUGAUCUGGGACAUUGCCUUCCAUCGAGUUAUCUCGGUUACUCUCGGUAUCCUUUGGGGUAUCAUCUUCUGUCGUCUCUUUUGGCCCAUUUCUGGGCGAAAGAAGUUCCGAGAAGGCCUUUCUGUUCUGUAUCUACAGAUGGGUCUCAUCUGGAAGCGUGGUCCUCUUACCGUGUCGCUCCACAGUAACAAUACACUCGACUACAUGCGCGAGGGUGAGCAGGCCGCUCUCCAGCGGUAUGCUUUCAAACUGGAAAGCCUCCGUUCUUCUGCGAAAUCUGAAUUUGAACUUCGCGGACCCUUCCCAGAUGCAGCUUAUGGCCGCAUUAUGCGAUCCACGAGAAACAUGCUUAAUGGUUUCUACGCGAUGCGUCUUAUCACGUCGAAGCGAAGUAGCCUUUCCGACGGUGAAAGAGCUCUGCUCGAGUUCACAGCCACGGAGAGAAUGCUGCUCUGCGAACGCAUCUGCCACGUCUUCCAGGUCAUCGCUUCGUGCCUGAUGCUGGAGUAUCCGCUGACCGACGCCAUCCCAACUGUCGAAAAUAACAAGGAUCGGCUCUUGGGGAAGAUCUACCAGUUCCGAAAGGAGCACAUGGGGUUGGAUCUCUUGGGCAACGAGUCACCGGUCACAAUCGAGGAGAGUGACUAUGCGCUGCUGUAUGCGUACACCUUGGUGACGUUGCAGGUGGCGGCCGAGCUCAACAAGGUGAGGGCUGAGAUUGAGGGUCUGUAUGGUGUUUUACAUGAGGAGUCUUUGCUGUUGCAGUAA